CAACCCUAAAAAUCCUCACUUCUAAAUAUGUGCAACUUACCUAUUCUUGUUCAUUAAAUCCACACAUCUAUCUAUCUAUUUAUUCAUCUAUUUAUUGAAUUGAAAACACAAAGAUAUAUAUAUAUAUAUAUAUAUAUGAAGGGAAGUGAGCACACAAACACUAACAUUAUGUCUUCAUCCUCUUCAUCUUCUCCAAUAUUACAUCCUCAAUCUCAAUCCCAAUCCCAAUCCCAGGUUGUAAUGGUCAUUAGUCCUUGCGCCGCCUGCAAAAUUUUACGCCGCCGUUGCACCCCCGACAAAUGCGUCUUGGCUCCUUAUUUCCCGCCAAACGAUCCCCUCAAGUUCACCACCGCUCAUCGCGUCUUCGGUGCCAGCAAUAUCAUCAAGUUCUUGCAGGAACUCCCUGAGACACAAAGAGCCGAUGCGGUUAGUAGCAUGGUGUACGAGGCGAAUGCAAGAUUACGGGAUCCAGUAUACGGUUGCGCAGGGGCAAUUUGUCAGCUCCAAAAACAAGUGAACGAUCUCAAAGAGCAACUUGCCAAAGCAAAAGCAGAAAUCGUGAGCAAACAAUGCCAACACGAUAAUCUCAUGGCUCUAAUUUACAUGCAAAUGACACAAUCCUCGCCAACGCCAUCUCAAUUUGACGAUUUUGCCAAUAGCCCGCAAAGUUAUCAAAGCAACACUAGUUUUCUAGAAGAAAGCAACAUUGGGCUUCUCUGGGAGCCUCUAUGGACAUCAUAACUUUAAUACUAUUACACAGCUGAAUCGAUAAAUUGUGAAAAUAUCUGAAUUUGAUAUAUCUUGCAUAAGUUAUCAGUGACAAACUAUUGAUUCGAACUUAUUUUGACUUGCGGAUCGAAAUGUAUAAUGCCUAGAAAUGAAAGAGUAUAAUAUAGUUUAU
This is a messenger RNA of Andrographis paniculata, 901 nucleotides long. RefSeq names its product LOB domain-containing protein 1-like. The record is from RefSeq and is a predicted model, not a curated record. The transcript is spliced from 2 exons. NCBI's taxonomy places the organism in Eukaryota, Viridiplantae, Streptophyta, Magnoliopsida, Lamiales, Acanthaceae. Bases 136 to 741 code for a protein of 201 amino acids.